Messenger RNA from Phoenix dactylifera (date palm), 1239 nucleotides. RefSeq names its product protein FLOURY 1-like. Lineage: Eukaryota; Viridiplantae; Streptophyta; Magnoliopsida; Arecales; Arecaceae. The record is from RefSeq and is a predicted model, not a curated record.
UUUUAAGUUUUCCGUUACAUCAUUUCAUUGGUACCAACAUCAGUCCAAGCCCCCAUCCCUCGGUAAUCAGCUAUCAUAUCUCGAUCAAAGAGGAUACCAAUGGUCUUUCUAUCCCAAUUUGAUUUUUACUGGAGGAAAUAUGGCAAAAUAUAAAUUUUGUUUCUAUAAAGUUCUACCAGAAGAAGUGGAGCAUGGACAGAACCCACUUGCGAGCCUGGGGAGGCCGCCUCUUCCUUCGGGCGUUCGAGUUUGGAUUCCUGGCACUUCUUUGGGGCCCUCCUUCAUUUCAAGGCUGGAACUUGGCGCUUCGUUCUCUUGAUUUCCCCCCUUGUGCUGCCAUUUAUUGCCCCCUUGUGUUGUUUUCUCUGCUGUUCUUGGGGUUCAGCGUGUGGCGCCUUGUUCGAAGGUUUGAGGAGCUCCGUGUAUGUGGGUGUUCCAGGUGUUCCAAGGGGAGCGAGGAGCCUGUUGUGGACACAAUAGGUUCGCCGAAAUGGGGAUAUAGGAAUUGCAAUGGUAGAGAGGGGGUGAGCGAUUUAUUGGAUGAGUCCGAGGAGGAAGAAGGGGAUGAAGAUGGUAAAGAGGAAGAAGGGGAUGAUGGAGAUGAGGUAAUGAAGUUGAGAAAGGUGAUUCGGGCUAAGGCGGUCAGGGAAUUGGAGAAGGAAAGGAUAGCUGCCGCCUCUGCUGCCGAAGAGGCAAUGGCAAAGAUUUUUUGGCUUCAAAAUGAGAAAAAUUUUGUGGAGAGAGAGGCGAGGCAGUACCGUGAAAUAGCUGAACAGAAGAAGGCGUAUGAUCAGCAAUACAUCGAGCAAUUGCAGUGGCAUAUAGAGAAACUUGAAUCGGAGAAGAGGGGAGAUUCGAGUAGGUGGGCAGAAGAUCGAGGCUAUGGAGAGUGAGGCCAGUUCUUGAAAAACCCUGCCAUCUUUCAAGUAAUGGAGGGAUGAUGGUGGGUCUAGAUUGUUCAUUCACUUCAUCUUGGAUGGACUGGCAAAUGGACAACUCAGUUUUUGAAGCUAAAUCCCAUCAGCUAUCGUAAGUUUGCAAGGUUUUAGAUCAAUAGGUUUAUACUUGAUAAAAAAACUUACACAUGAACUGCCUUAUUUGAAUAUUCAUAUGUGGUGCCAAUAGUUUGUUUUUAUGUGAUCUAGAGAGGCACUAAAACAUGUUAUCCAUGCCCCUUCCUGUUCUUGAAAGAGUUGUAAGACUUGACUGACAAAUGGAUUCCCAAAUUUGAGAAGUUCA